Molecule: messenger RNA, 857 nt
Organism: Schizophyllum commune H4-8
Lineage: Eukaryota; Fungi; Basidiomycota; Agaricomycetes; Agaricales; Schizophyllaceae
Exons: 3
Coding region: 64-750 (228 amino acids)
Source: RefSeq, a predicted model, not a curated record
UUUCCUCCCCUUCACUUUGCUUUCGAACCAUCAUCCAUCACUCACACGACCAACACAAUCAACAUGUCUACUGAAACCGGAAAGAUCUUCAACGUCCAGGAGCCCACUGGCGCCGAAGCUGCCAAGCUUCAAACCACCGCUGCCCACGCGCAGGUCGAGGCAGGCAGCCCGGCAGCCGCCAGACAGGUCGAGAAGACCGCCGACCAGACCCAGCACGUUGCUGAGUCCGCCGCGACCGCCGCGAAGUCGAUCGGCAGCAGCUUGACCGGCGACGUUGGCGGCGGCACGACGCGUCUCGAACAGGAGGCUAGCGCGAAGACGAACGCAGCUGUCGCCUCGGGCCAGCAGAAUGUCGCCGCAGCGAAGGAGGCUGGCGCAGGAUACGUUAGCGCGGCCAAGGACUACGUCAACGCUGCUGUGGAAGUAGCGCAGAAUUACAUCCCCGAGUCCCUCGGCGGUCACGCACCGACACUCCAGGCCGGCGCACAGGCUGCGGCCACCGACGCCGGCAAGGUCCUCUCCGCCGCUCAACAGCAGGUCCAACCUGGCAUCGAGAAGGCCCGCGAGUUCGCCUCGCAAGGCUUCGCUAGCCAGGCGUCCGCUGCCGCCGACGCCACCACCGACCCGACGCCACCUGCCUCGUCUACCGGCAUCCCCGCGACGAGCGCACCGUUGCAAUCCGGCGCGCACGUCGUCGACACUCCGUAUCCGCCGGGCGAGCCGGUGAAGGCUGGCGCAGUUGCGAAGUAGAGGACUGGAUGGAAGGAAUGUAAUUUUGUUUCAUAAUCAGGGGAUACCCAAGUGUACUUUGUAGUGUACUGCUGCCGAUCUAAUGCACGAUCUUGCACCCGCAAAUG